AUGUCCCAGCUGGAAACCGCAAUGGCAAUGACCAUUGCAGUCUUUGACAAGUAUGCAAAGAUGCAAGGCAACACACGGACCCUCACCAAAGCCGAGCUAAAGACCCUCAUGGAAAAAGAGCUACCCAAUUUCCUCUCGGCAGGGAAGGACAAGGACAACCUGGACAAGAUCUUCAAGGACCUGGAUAACAACGGCGACUCCCAGGUGGACUUCAAGGAGUUUGUCACCUUCGUGGCUGCCCUCACCUGCUGCUGCCACAACUACUUCGAGCAGAAAGGGGCCCGAUAG
This is a messenger RNA of Tinamus guttatus (white-throated tinamou), 288 nucleotides long. RefSeq names its product S100 calcium binding protein P (gene S100P). Gene Ontology annotation, biological process: endothelial cell migration. Gene Ontology annotation, cellular component: cytoplasm; extracellular exosome. The record is from RefSeq and is a predicted model, not a curated record. Lineage: Eukaryota; Metazoa; Chordata; Aves; Tinamiformes; Tinamidae. Gene Ontology annotation, molecular function: calcium-dependent protein binding; transition metal ion binding; calcium ion binding.